This is a messenger RNA of Vitis vinifera (wine grape), 609 nucleotides long. RefSeq names its product probable glutathione S-transferase. NCBI's taxonomy places the organism in Eukaryota, Viridiplantae, Streptophyta, Magnoliopsida, Vitales, Vitaceae. Gene Ontology annotation, cellular component: cytoplasm. Gene Ontology annotation, biological process: glutathione metabolic process. The transcript is spliced from 3 exons. The record is from RefSeq and is a predicted model, not a curated record. Gene Ontology annotation, molecular function: glutathione transferase activity. Bases 1 to 609 code for a protein of 202 amino acids.
AUGUCUGGCAUAGAGUAUGAAACCAUAUUUGAAGAUCUCUCCAACAAGAGCCCUUCCCUUCUCCACUAUAAUCCUGUCCACAAAAAAGUUCCAAUUCUUAUACACAAUGGAAAACUGAUCGUGGAAUCGCUUGUCAUUCUUGAAUACAUUGAUGAGACAUGGAAGGAAACUUCCUUGUUGUCUGAAGACCUUUACGAGAGAGCCAUGGCUCGCUUCUGGGCCAAAUUUGGCGAUGAUAAGGUUGUGACAUCAAUCUUUCAGGGUUUCUUCCUCAAGGAAGGGAAAGAGAAAAAGAAAGCCAUGGUUGAAGCCAUGAAGCACCUUCAGUUCUUGGAGGACAAGCUGAAGGGAAAGAGGCUCUUCGGCGGAGAGAGGAUUGGGUUUGUUGAUCUUGCCUUGGGAUGGCUUGCUAACUUUAUCAGCAUAUUUGAAGAGGUAGUUGGCCUGAAAAUAGUGGAUGAGGAUAAGUUUCCAUUGUUGUCCGAAUGGAUGAAAGAAUUUUCAGAUUCUCCCAUAAUCAAAGACAACUGGCCACCACAAGACAAGAUGAUUGCCAAGUUCCAUGCCCUUUAUGAUGCCACCAUUGCAGCAGCAGCAGCAUCUAAAUGA